AUCUAUGUGUCAAGUUAUAAUCGUAUUUCUCUCUCUCGGCGAGCAUUUACGGUUCACGCACGAUUCACGGAUUCUCGCCGAGUCAGUUUACCACGAGCCAGCGGUUGGUGUGCGGCAUAAGACGUGCCGGUAGAAUUUUCGAUCGCUUAUGUCAUUCGUAUUGCCGGAAGGCACGUAGCUCUUUUUUUUAUUUCUGUUUUUUCGUUGAACAAACGUCGUUAACAAUGGCAUCAAACGUAGUCAAUUUUUACAACGGUAAAACUGUGUUCAUUACCGGCGGAACUGGAUUUGUGGGUACCACUUUGAUCGAGAAACUACUGCGAACCGUGCCCGACAUAAAAAAAAUUUAUCUGCUAUUACGACCGAAAAAGGGAAAAGAGAUUCAGGACAGAUUGGUGGAACUUCAGAAGAAUCCGGUAUUCGAUAGAUUGAAGGAAGAAAAUAAAACAGAUCUUUUUAAAAAAUUAUCUCCUGUGGCUGGAGACGUUGGAGAAGAAAAUCUAGGGCUCUCUGGAGCAGAUAGAUUGACACUCGUCGAGGAGGUCAAUAUUGUUAUCCAUAGUGCGGCAUCUUUGGAUUUCGAAGCAAAUUUAAAAACUGCUACGAACAUUAACUUACUAGGUACACGCAGAGUUGUACAGCUCUGUCAAGAAAUAAGAGAGCUCAAGGCUUUGGUACAUGUGUCCAGUGCAUAUGUGAAUUCAGUCCUAAACGAUGUGGAGGAAUAUGUCUAUGCUGCACCAUAUGACGUGAACGAAUUACUUAAAAUUGUGGAAAAACUGGACGAUAGCACUUUAGAGGCAGAAACACCAAACAUUCUAAAAGAUCAUGCAAAUUCCUAUACGUUCACCAAACACUUGGCUGAACAUGAAGUAAAAAAUGGACGAAUUCCUGCUGCUAUUGUGCGUCCCUCAAUGAUAACGGGAGCAUGGAAGGAACCUGUUCCUGGGUGGACUAUGUCAAAGAAUGGACCACAAGGAUUUUUGAUGGGUGCCAGCAGAGGUGUCGUAAGAAGAUUGCCAGUAGCAAAGAAUAUAGUUUACGAUUACAUUCCUGUUGACAUCGUUGUAAACAGUUUGAUUACUGCAGCCUAUGCUGUUGACCGAGAUGGUGGGAAAGAGUUGCAAGUGUAUCAUUGCACCUCCAGUACACACAAUCCAUUUAGAUGGAGCUCUAUAGAAGGAAAGAUUAAUUCUUACUUACGCAAAUAUCCGUUGCGCAGUGCAGUUUGGUAUCCGCAUCUUAAAUUGGUAUCUUCGAUCUUCUUGUUUAGAAUUUCUGCAUUUUUCGUGCAUUUCAUUCCCGCUUACAUUCUGGACACAAUUACGAAACUUACGGGAGGACGACCGAUCUUGGUACGAUUACAUACGAACGUUAAUAAUUCGUUGGAUCGUUUGGCGAAAUUUAUCUUUACCGAAUGGAUGUUCAAUAACCCUCGUACGUUGGCGUUACACAACUCGCUAUCAGAGGAAGAUAAAAAGUUAUUCAACUUGGAUAUUAAAUCGCUGGUAUGGGAAGACUAUUUCAAUAAUUUGACACAAGGUGUUAGAACGUAUUUGAGCAAAGAGUCACCGAAAACAUUGGCCAAAGCGCGAUCCAAACAAAACAUAUUGUACAUCGCACAUGUUACCAUGCAAGCCGGAAUAUUGCUCCUUGCUUGGUGGUUAGUUAAAGUUAUCUCCGCCAGUACUUGGCUCAAGACUGGUAUGGUCGUUCCGAUUCUUACAUACAUGUUUCUCUCAAGUCUAUAAAGACAGCCGCAGACAAGUUUCAUUUUCACCUGCGCUUGAUGAAUUGAAAUUUUACGCCAUAAAUCUAAACACGAUACUAUUCUGAUCUGUUUUAUUCUGUACUGCGUUUUAUAUAAAAUAAAUACAGUUUAUCGAGAGUA
Ceratina calcarata is the source of this 1891-nucleotide messenger RNA. RefSeq names its product putative fatty acyl-CoA reductase CG8306. Gene Ontology annotation, biological process: long-chain fatty-acyl-CoA metabolic process. The record is from RefSeq and is a predicted model, not a curated record. Gene Ontology annotation, molecular function: alcohol-forming very long-chain fatty acyl-CoA reductase (NADP+) activity. Gene Ontology annotation, cellular component: peroxisome. The transcript has 7 exons. The coding region runs from base 225 to 1751 and encodes 508 amino acids. Lineage: Eukaryota; Metazoa; Arthropoda; Insecta; Hymenoptera; Apidae.